Prunus armeniaca (apricot) is the source of this 447-nucleotide messenger RNA. Lineage: Eukaryota; Viridiplantae; Streptophyta; Magnoliopsida; Rosales; Rosaceae. The record is from the annotation of a GenBank genome assembly.
AUGAAAUAUCUGAGGGUUUUGACAUUGUUUGGGAACAGAUUUAUGGGAAAUAUACCAAAUGAGUAUGCUGAUAUUCAAACAUUGUGGAAGAUCAAUUUUAGCUCAAAUGCGCUAUCUGGGUCGGUCCCAGAGUUUAUAGGUGACUUGCCUAGCAUUAGGCUUCUGGAUUUGUCAAGGAAUGGUUUUACCGGGGAGAUUCCAUCAGCUCUGUUUAAGUAUUGUUACAAAACCAAGUUCGUUUCUCUGUCUCAUAACAUUCUUUUGGGUUCAAUUCCAGAGUCGUUGGCUAAUUGCCUUAAUCUUGAAGGGUUUGAUUUCUCCUUCAACAAUCUCAGUGGUGGCAUUCCUUUGCGAAUUUGUGAUAUUCCCAGGUUAGAUUAUUUCUCACUGAGAAGCAAUGCCUUACCAGGAAAUGUUGUGGAGCAGCUUUCAACGUGCCAGAGCUAG